GUCGACUAUUUUUAUGCGCAGUGCUCGAGCUCCACACCAACCAAAAUGGUUGUGUUAUCCGGAUACCAGGUUUCAUUGGUCAAGUUGAGAUCCGUCGUGGCAUUCGUGAUACUUCAAGAUGGCUCGGAAAGGAGGGAAAGGCAAAGGAGCCGCGAAGCGGAAGGCGCCGCUGGAUGUGUAUGAACAUGGCGACACCCACGACGACUUAAAGGAGCAGCGUGAGAAUGAUCGCAUGGACGUGGAUGGGGUGUACGAGUAUGAGGCCCCCGAGAAGAUCAGCCGCGAUCAGGACAGCGAAAUCGACGAAGACGAAGCGUUCAACUCGGACGACGACGCCACGUUUGGCACGUUUUUCAGCGGUGGAAACAAGAAGGCGAAUGCACAGGGAGGAGGCAAGUCGUCAGCAGACUCGGACGACAACACUGUGGACGACGACGUCGAGGACGAGGACGCAGGGGACUUGCUGUCCGACAUGUUGGGCACGGCCCCCGCAUCUCGUUUGGACACUGCCGACGAUUCCGGCGACGAUUCCAGCGAUGAUGAGGACGACGACGAUGACGAAAAGCAUGCGUCCCUUUUGAAAAUGGUGCACAGCGCCGCCAAAGGGCCCAAGCGCAAGUUCACACACGCCGAAACGUCGGAGGACGUGGCGCCGUCCGCGUUUAGUAAAAAGUUGGGCGGGUCGGCGUUGACAUUGGAAGGACUUCUUGGCGCGUCCAUCACAGGCUUGCCUGGUGACGACGACGGUGACGACGACGACACGGUGCAAAGCUCGACCGCCGUGAAGUCGCUCAAGCAGCAGCUGGCACACCUCGAAAAGGACGACAGCAAGCUCCAGGCGCCCGCCGCACCCGUCGUGGAGGCCCGCGCGUCGCGCAAAGUGGCGUACACGGACAAGAAGAAGCAGAUGGAUGUGUUUCAGCCGGUAGUCAAGGCGAACCGCGAGAAGGAAACUCUGGACUUUCGCGCACAGGGCACACAGCGCGUGGAAAACCUCACGGUGGCGUCGCUCACGUCCAAGUUUGUGCCGGAGAAGCCGCUGGAGAAUGACGUGGCCGCGCUGCUUGAGGCGAGUGGGUGGAGCGACAAGACCAUGUUGAAGGAGGAAGCCGCGGAAUUGGCGGCCAACGAGGUGUCGGUAGACGAAGUGCGCGCGCGCCAGGGCGAGCUCGCCAAGAUGCGCGCCAUGAUGUUUUACCAGGAGCAAAAGAACAAGCGCAUCAAGAAGAUCAAGAGCAAACUGUACCACAAGAUCCGCAAUAAGCAGGAGGACCGCAAGGAACGCAUGGCGCUGCGGGAGCUCGACCCCGAGUUUGCCGCGCAGAUGGACGCGGACGAAGCCGAGAAGCGCGCGGAAGAACGCAUGACACUCAAGCACACAAACACGUCCAAGUGGGUCAAGCACCAGUUGGGCCGCGGCAUCGGGGCGGACCAGGGCACGCGAUCGGCGAUCGCCGAUCAGCUGCGCCGCGGCGACGACCUGCGCAAGAAGAUGCAGUCGGUCAACCCCGACAGCGAAGACGAUAGUGACAAUAGCGACGAUGAUGCCGAACAUCUUGACGGCAUGACCGAGACUGAGAAGCUGCAGCACCGGUUGCAGAAGAAGGCGGCGGCGCUUGUCAUGGACAUCGAAGCAGACGGGCACUCCACCGAUAAGGUCAAGGGAUUGCAAGGCAUGAAGUUCAUGCAGAAGGCGGUGGAGAAGCAGCGCGAACGCGCUCUCGACGAGGCUGAGGCUCUGCUCAAGGAACUCCGCGGCGACGACUACGAUGCCGGGGACAAGACGGACGACGACGACGUGGCGACCAAGUCCCCGCCGAAAAAAAAGGCCAAAGUGACCGCGGCGGACCGGAAGAUCGUCGACAAGGACAUGGUCCAGGGAUCGCUACAGACCAAGGCCGUGAUGAUGGACAAGUCACACAAGACGCGUGUGGCGUCGGCCAUCAAAAUCGACUUUGACGGGGACGGACAGUCCGCCGCGGCCGUACACACCGAAGCGGAAGCCGACGAGGCAGUGGCGGCGGUGGGGACGCCCGCCGUGCCCGAAGAAAACCCGUGGCUCAGCGGGUCAAAGGUGGGCAAGAAGCGCCGCAAACGUCAUGGCAAACACAAGAGCGAGGGAUCGGCAUCCGUGGCGACCGCCGUGGCGACGCUGGCGGCCGUCUCGACGGCGGACAAGGACCAUCCCGUCACGCCGCUGAUGCCGUUGAAUGCAAUCAACAAGAAACGAAAGGACGUGUCGAGUGACGCAGCCGGUCUGGAAGCGGACGACGCGCCCCAGAAGAAGGCCAAAUCAUCAUCAACAAGCAAACAACCCCCCACCGCGCAAGAGGAGCUCGUGCGCAAAGCGUUUGCGUUUGCAGAAGACACAGAGAACGAGAUUGCCAAGGAGAAGGAGCUGCUCGCCGCGCGGGAUGCCGACGUCAAGGUCGGCGCCGAAGUCGCGCGGCUGACGGGCAUGGAAGGGUGGGGCAGCUGGGCCGGCGAAGGCAUCAAGCCGUCCAAGCGGCAGAACGCACGGCUGGCAUUGGCCCACCGUACGGUACAGGAAGCCAAGGCGGCUGCGCUGGCCAAACGCAAGGACCACAAGAUGGACGCGGUGCUGAUCAACGAAAAGAAGGACAAGAAGGCGGCCAAGUUCAUGGUCAACACGGUGCCGUACCCGUUCACGUCGCGCGAACAGUAUGAAUUGGCGAUGCGGAAUCCGCUGGGCAGCGACUGGAACACGGCGCGCGCGUCCAACGCGAUGACCGUCCCGGAAGUGAUGACCCGCGCCGGCAAGAUCAUCCAACCGCUGCGGCUCACGAACGAACAACGGGCCCCGAAACCACCCCCGAAAGUGACGUCCAAGACAGCGAGGCAAGGCAAGCAGCGCAAGGCCAAAUUUUAAUUAGAACCCCCCCCCACUCUCUCUAUCACCAACACGACCAGCUUGUUGAUAUCCAGUCCCUAGUUAGUAGGUCCGAAUGUACUCGAGAGCGGCCUCGAGCAUGGUCAAGUAGAACCCAACUUCCCCUACCCAAUGAUGAUGAAUGAUUAUUCCCCUCUAAUAAUUCG
This is a messenger RNA of Aphanomyces astaci, 3057 nucleotides long. RefSeq lists its product as hypothetical. The transcript has a single exon. Gene Ontology annotation, cellular component: nucleolus; small-subunit processome. The record is from RefSeq and is a predicted model, not a curated record. NCBI's taxonomy places the organism in Eukaryota, Oomycota, Saprolegniomycetes, Saprolegniales, Verrucalvaceae. The coding region runs from base 119 to 2890 and encodes 923 amino acids. Gene Ontology annotation, biological process: rRNA processing.